AAUGAUGUCAACAUUUGUGCGUGGAAGUGGAACCCAUUGAUCACAACUCGCUAGUAGUAGUGUAUAAAUGAGUUGAAUAGUUAAAAAGUUGCAGAGGUGAGUUGUGAGUAGUUGGAAGUGGGAUGUAAUUGUAAAGAUGGAAGAAGUAGGUGUAAUCUUAUUAUCAUCAAGCGAAGAUGAAAAAGAUGAGGUGAAGAAGAAGAAGAAGAGAAAAUAUGAAGAAGAGUACAAAGUGGUGUCAGAUCUGACUGGUUUUGACAACCUCAGAACUAUGAUUGAAGCUGAAGCUGAGGCUUUCAACAGAAGGUCAAGGAAGAACAAGAAGAAGAAGAGCAGAAACAUCAAUAAUCAACCUGAAACAAAGAUGGUUGGAAAAGCAGAGAAAAUAAUAAUGGUAAAGAUGAGGCAAGAAAUUGAGAAGCCUAUAAUCUUCAUAACAAGCAGUGAAGAUGAAGAUGAAGAUGCAAACAAUGUGAAAAAGAAAAAAUAUGAAGAGGAUUACCGUGUGCUUUCAGAUAUGACUAGCUUUGACAACCUUAGAGCUAUGAUUGAGGCGGAGGCUUUCAGGAGAAGAAAGAAGAAGAGGAAGAGAAAUAAAAAACACAAGUAUAUAAACAUUAUUGACGCAUUGAGUGACAUGCAGCAGUCAAGUGAUGUUCAAGCUGUAGAAACAACAGGAGAAUUGGAUGCUGAGGCAGUUGAGGAAACUUAUAUGGCAGAAAUAGCAGAGAAAGUAAUAUCGGUGAUGGUGGACCCAGAAAUAGAAAAACCUGUGAUGUUGAAAGCCAGCAGUAAAGACGAAGAUGCAAACAAUAUGAAGAAGAAAAAAUACGAAGAUGAAUAUAGAAUGAUUUCAGAUUUGACUAGUUUUGACAACCUCAGAGCUAUGUAUGAGGCCGAGGCUUUAAUGAGAAAGAGAAGAGAGAGUUUGAAAACAAAGAAAGAAAAUAUUGUAUCUUGUGCUGAAGAAGUAUCUGUUGAUGCUCCAAAAGAAGUAGAGCAGUCGGACAAAGUUCAAGCAGUACCAACAGCAGAAGAAUUGGAAAUUAAGUCAGUUGAGGUUGAUGCUCCAAAAGAAGUAGAGCAGUCGGACAAAGUUCAAGCAGUACCAACAGCAGAAGAAUUGGAAAUUAAGUCAGUUGAGGUUGAUGUUACAAAGGAAGUGUGGCAGGCAGACAUAGUUAAAGUUGUGGAAACGACAAAGACUUUGGAAACUGAAUUAUUUCAGGUUGAGAUGGUGAAGGAAGAAAAGCAAUCUGUCACAAGUGAAGGUCUAGAAAGUUCAUUGUUAUUGGAAAAGGAAUCGGUUGAGAAAAAUUACAAGGUUCUGCCACGAAAUCUUCUUUGGAGAGCCCGAUAUUUUGAUCCUCCAUAUGGAGAAGAAUUUCAUACAAGAGGAAAUUGUAAAGGGGAAAGGCAAAAGAGGCCAUGCUUCAUUUGUGCAGGUUAUGGGCAUAGUUGGAAAUAUUGCAAACAGGGUCAGGAUUGCUUUGUUUACAAAGUAAGAGGGCCAUCUGCAAUAGAUCGUCCAGUGAGGCACCAAGAUCCAAGUUCUAAUAUUUGCCUAAGAUGUGGGGGUAAAGGGCAUAAUAUGUUUUCAUGUUGGAGUGAGUAUUCCCCUGACGAUCUCAAGGAAAUACAAUGUUAUGUGUGCAAGAAUUUUGGUCAUCUCUGCUGUGUUGACUUUCUGGAUUUGAGUCCAAGACAUGUUUCUUGUUACAGCUGUGGCCAAACUGGCCAUCUGGGACCUGGUUCAUCCAUCAAGGAAUGUACAAAGUCCAGUGGAGAAAAUAGUGGCUCAAAAUCCCUGACAUUGUGCUAUCGCUGUGGAGAGGGAGGUCACAUUGCACGAAAAUGCAUGAAUCACGUUAAGCAGCUUGUACAAGAGGUGAUUAGCAACACUAACUCAGAGGCCUCCAUGGGAAGGAAAAAAUAUCAUGGGCUCUAAAUCUGUGCCUCGUCUUUGUAAAGCUCAAAAAUAGAAAGAAGUCCCGAUAAAAGAUGUCAAGGUAGAGUGAGUGGACUACAGAUAAACCUGAGAUUGCUUCAUCAACGAAGUCUGAUGUCCGGAUAUCACCUGCAAAAUGAUCACGAAAAAAGUGUGAUCCAACUGCUUAUAACAUUUAUUUCUUAGACUUUUCUCACUAAAACUCAAUUGUCAGCUUAGAAUUCCUAGUUCAACGUAGCUUUUGGCAGUAAGGAUUUGCUCUCCAGCACCACUACGGUAAGGAGGGAAUAUGAUUGGUUGAGCAUGUAAUGCAAGCUACAUCCAAACCUGAGAUUUAGCAGAAAUUUGCAGCCAAAUCCCUGUCAUGGCGUCAUGUUAAGUGUUAACCUCUGCAAAGUUCUCCAUAUAUCAUCUGCCUAGCUCUUUUGUUGUACCAUCCAAAUAUGCUAUUGGCAUAUGGCAAAUGCCUACAGAAAAAUGUUGGUGUUGUAAUUUAAAAGCUUUCUGUUUCUAAUGAAGAUUGAUGUCAAUAACUAGUA
Quercus robur (English oak) is the source of this 2487-nucleotide messenger RNA. RefSeq lists its product as uncharacterized. The record is from RefSeq and is a predicted model, not a curated record. Lineage: Eukaryota; Viridiplantae; Streptophyta; Magnoliopsida; Fagales; Fagaceae. The coding region runs from base 137 to 1948 and encodes 603 amino acids. The transcript is spliced from 13 exons. Gene Ontology annotation, molecular function: zinc ion binding; nucleic acid binding.